GGAGGAGAACUCUGGGAAGCCAGGGGAGUCUGGGAACGCAGAGAGAGGGCUGCAGACCUAGAGGGAAGCAGGACAAGACGCCAGAAGGAGGAGAGGGAAGGGGGCACACAGGCACAGAGGAAGAGAAAGGGAAGAAGAAGUUAACGGGUGGGAGGGAGAGACUCGGAGAGAGAGAAGGAGCAAGACAGAGAUGAAGUUACAGGGCUGCCUGGCCUGCCUUUUGCUGGCCCUGUGCCUGGGCAGUGGAGAAGCCAUCCCACUGCUGCACGGAGAGGGGAAUGCUGCCGCAAGUGCGGGGGAGGCCAUUGGGCGUGGGGUGGGGGAAGUCGUUGGAAAGGGGGUAAGGGAUGCCAUUAGUCAAGGAGCUGGAGAGUUAGCGGACCAAGGGGCUGAAGAGGCAGCCAGCUCUGGGACGAGGGAAGCCAUGGGCACUCUCCUGGGGGAGGCUGCCCACCUUGGGGUUGAAGAGGCUUUCCACAAAGGGAUGGAGGGAGCAGUCCAUGCUCUUGGAAAUGUUGGGGGUGAGGCUGGCAGAGAGGCUGAGAAUCUCAUUCAACACGGAGCAGACGUUUCCCACGGCUCCUGGCAGGGGAUGCCGGGUACCAACGGUGCUUGGGGAACCCAUGGCCAACCUCCAUCUGGAGGCCCCAGAGGCUACAGCCAGGGCAAUCCAGGAGGCCCAGGGACUCCCUGGGGCCCUGGACCCUCUGGAGGCUCGGACAGCAGAUUUGGAACCCCCUCUCAGGGAAGCUCCGGGGGCCACAGAGGCAAUGGAGGGCCAGCCAACUUGGGGACUGACGCUCAGAAAGCUGUGGCCCGCCGUGGCCAAGGGUCAACAAGAAGCAGCAGCAGCCUGAACACGGAGUGUAUCAACUCCCCACCCGCUGGCUCAGAUGGAAGUUCUGGCAGCUCUGGGGAAAGCGGCGGCCGUGCUGGAAGCAGUGGUAGCAGCUCUGAGGCCGGCUGGGACCAGCCCCAAAAUUCUGGGAAUUUUGAUCAAAGCAGCUAUGCAGAGCCCCAGGGAUACAAUUCCGGCUACUCCUCAGAAAGCGGCCGCAGCCGUGGGGGAAAUAAACCUGGGUGUGACAACACAGGGAAUGAAGUCCGCGUGUCUGGAGGAUCUGGGGGUCAGCAGCAGUGGUCCGGUGAAGCAGAGGAAGCUCUCCGUGGAAUCACCACCGUGAACACUCAGAUGGCUCCUGGACUCUUCAACUUUGACAGUUUCUGGAAGAAUUUUAAAUCCAAGCUGAGUUUCAUUAACUGGGAGGCCAUAAACAAGGGCCAAGUCUCACCCCCCAGCACUCGAGCCCUCCUCUACUUCAGCCGACUCUGGGAGGAUUUCAAACACAACACUCCCUUCUUUAACUGGAAAGUAAUUACUGAGGGUGCCAAUGUGCCAUCACUCCAGAAGAGGGCAGGUGGCGCUGGUCAGGGGGAAGCCACGGUUUCUUCCUAGGCUUCUCAGGCCUGCUGCAGUGGGUGAAGUUUUGGUAGAAAAUUACUUCUGAUCAUGACUUGAGGCCCUGGAAAAUGUCAGUCAUCAAGGGGCUGGACCACUUUCCUCGCCCAGCUCUCCCCCUGUGCUGGACCUGGUGUGGGGACUAGCACCUGCUUUUUCUAGGUUGGGGACCUGGGCUGUCUGUCCCUUGUUUCUUCCCACCCCACUGUGGUGUUUUCUUGACCAUCAGCCUGACGGAUAAACCAGCCAAGUUCUUCACCUAGACCAUCUUGUCACCUGAAGUCACAGACAAUUCUUCAGGAGGAAUUACUACUCUGUGGAAAUAAAACAUAAAUCUUGUUGCCCUAAGA
This is a messenger RNA of Manis pentadactyla (Chinese pangolin), 1809 nucleotides long. It is a transcript of the gene DMKN, whose product is annotated as dermokine. Bases 191 to 1456 code for a protein of 421 amino acids. Gene Ontology annotation, biological process: cornified envelope assembly. The transcript has 17 exons. NCBI's taxonomy places the organism in Eukaryota, Metazoa, Chordata, Mammalia, Pholidota, Manidae. The record is from RefSeq and is a predicted model, not a curated record.